Messenger RNA from Phaethon lepturus (White-tailed tropicbird), 714 nucleotides. RefSeq names its product protein WWC2-like. Gene Ontology annotation, biological process: cell migration; regulation of DNA-templated transcription; negative regulation of organ growth. Gene Ontology annotation, molecular function: kinase binding; molecular adaptor activity. The transcript has 4 exons. The coding region runs from base 1 to 447 and encodes 148 amino acids. Gene Ontology annotation, cellular component: cytoplasm. Lineage: Eukaryota; Metazoa; Chordata; Aves; Phaethontiformes; Phaethontidae. The record is from RefSeq and is a predicted model, not a curated record.
AUGCGGUUAACAAAGCCCUUGUCAUUUGCGGAUUGUGUUGGGGAUGAACUGCCAUGGGGAUGGGAAGCCGCAUACGAUCCUCAGAUUGGUGUAUACUAUAUCGAUCACAUCAACCAAACAACACAAAUAGAAGAUCCCAGGAAACAAUGGAGGCAAGAACAAGAGAGAAUGUUAAAAGAUUACCUCAUGGUAGCCCAGGAUGCUCUCAGUACUCAGAAAGAACUGUACCAGGUGAAAGAACAGAGGCUAGCACUUGCACUGGAUGAGUAUGCACGGUUGAAUGAUGCCUACAAAGAAAAAUCGAGCUCUCGUACAAGCUUGUUCUCAGGCUCCUCAUCAAGCACAAAGUAUGACCCUGACAUUCUGAAGGCUGAAAUCUCCACUACAAGAUUAAGGGUGAGAGUGCUUAAUUCAUACUCAUUUGUAUUCUGUGUGCAAAGUUUAUGACUAUAGAAUAAGCAAAGCUUGAACUAGCAGAUGCAUCUUGUACCCUGGUACUGAAACCUUCUAAUAUUCUUAUUUAAAUACCAUUCAGAGGUUUUUAAUGAAUUUUUAAAGCUGUCUCUGUUGCUUUCAGAUAACAUAUUUUGGGGAAACCUUGACAAAUACUCUAAAUAAAUGUGGGUUUAAAUAAAUCCAAUAACUGUUUUCACUUGUGUGACUUGUUUUUUAAAAGGAAGAGUAAAAAAUCUUUAGGUGAAAAUAGAAAAGUAG